Messenger RNA from Aspergillus welwitschiae, 887 nucleotides. Its product is annotated as prefoldin subunit 5. Bases 49 to 573 code for a protein of 174 amino acids. Gene Ontology annotation, cellular component: cytoplasm; prefoldin complex. NCBI's taxonomy places the organism in Eukaryota, Fungi, Ascomycota, Eurotiomycetes, Eurotiales, Aspergillaceae. The record is from RefSeq and is a predicted model, not a curated record. The transcript has 5 exons. Gene Ontology annotation, biological process: protein folding; regulation of DNA-templated transcription.
AGCCAGCAUCAUCACCAUCACCAUCACCACAUAACCCAACAACCAAAAAUGCCACCUCCCAACACCCCCGCAUCAUCCGACUCCCCCCCUCCGGGCUCAGUCAACAUCAACUCCCUCUCCGUUCCGCAACUCCGCGCGCUUCAAACCCGUCUCUCCUCAGAACUUGAACACCUGACGACUUCGCACGCCAAGCUGCGCGCCGCGCAACUCAAGUUCAAAGACUGCGUGCGCUCCAUCAACGAAGGUGUAAUUGGGUCUCAGAAGAAGGGCACCGACGGAAAGGAGGACAUCCUGGUGCCGUUGACGAGCUCGCUGUAUGUGAAGGGGAAGUUGGCGGAUCGGGAGAAGGUGCUUGUUGAUGUGGGAACGGGGUUUUAUGUUGAGAAGACUACGUCCAAGGCUAUCGAGUUCUACGAGGAUAAGGUUAAGAGUCUGGAGACGAAUCUUACGGAGUUGGAGAAGAUUGUGCAAACGAAGAGUCAGCAGCAGAGGUUGUUUGAGGAUGCUCUGAGACAAAAGUUGCUGGCUGAGGGUGCUGGGUCCUCUGCUACUGCGUCUGCGGGUGCCGGUUGAGUGACUCUAGGCCCAUAGUAUAGGAGAUUGCGUGGCCUUGGGAUGGAUAUAUAGUCGAAAUGAACAACGACUGGAACUGUUACACCCCUUGUGAGGACGCGUUGGAACAGACCUGUCUGAUGUUACUCAAGCUGCGGGUUACAAGAGGCAGGUCCGAUACGAGCACGCCGGCUUCAUUGACGGAAUUCCACUGUCAGCUGGCACUUCAGAGGGACACGGACUCGGCCGAAAAUUAUGGAGGUGGUUAUAAUAAAAACUGGCAAUUUAGAGCUGAAGCUGAAGCAGUGCACAACAUAAUAUCAUAUUAACGAACG